Messenger RNA from Triticum dicoccoides, 1485 nucleotides. Its product is annotated as 3-ketoacyl-CoA synthase 5-like. Bases 1 to 1485 code for a protein of 494 amino acids. Gene Ontology annotation, biological process: fatty acid biosynthetic process. Gene Ontology annotation, molecular function: acyltransferase activity, transferring groups other than amino-acyl groups. The transcript has a single exon. Lineage: Eukaryota; Viridiplantae; Streptophyta; Magnoliopsida; Poales; Poaceae. The record is from RefSeq and is a predicted model, not a curated record. Gene Ontology annotation, cellular component: membrane.
AUGGACUUGUUCCCCGUUGUUUCCGGCCUUGUCAUUUCAUGCAGCAUCAUCGCCAUCAAAGCGACACGGCUACUGGGCUACGCUUUCUCACCCUUCAAGCUCCUCCUGCUCUGCGUGGGCAUGGUGGCUGUGGUGGGGGCGGUAGUGAACCGCCCACGAGCGGUGUACCUCGUGGAUUACGCUUGCUUCCUUCCCAGUCCCACCUCGCGUUUCCCCAACGCAACCUUCAUCGAGCAUGCUCGCCUCGUGCCGGCGUUCGCGGACGAUCGCACUAUCCGCUUCAUGACGCGCGUGCUCAGCAGCAGCGGUAUCGGCGACGAGACUAGCCUGCCCCCCGGCGACCACUUCAUCCCGCCAGACAACAACUUGGACAUGGCGCGCGACGAAGCUGAGCUAAUCAUCUUCUCUGCCAUCGAUGAACUGUUGGCCAAGUCCGGUGUCACCCCUGACGCCAUCGACAUCGUCGUCGUCAACUGCAGCGUCUUCGCCCCCGUGCCGUCCCUCACCGACAUGAUCAUCAACAGAUACGCGCUCCGCAGCGACGUCCGCAGCAUAAAUGUUUCUGGGAUGGGGUGUAGCGCCGGAGUGAUCUCGGUGGGACUCGCGGCUAGCCUUCUUCGUGUGUUGCCCCACGCCCACGGUGCUGCGCACGCUCUCGUCGUGUCCACGGAGACCAUCACGCCCAACCUGUACGUCGGCAAGGAGCGCGCCAUGCUACUGUCCAACUUGCUCUUCCGGGUGGGUGGCGCCGCCGCGCUGCUGUCCACAUCCAAGGACAAGGCGCGGUUUCGCCUCGCCCACCUCGUGCGAACCAUCACCGGCGGCGGACAAGACAGCUCCUACCGGUGCAUCUUCCAAGAGGAGGACGCGGAUGGUAACGUAGGGGUCAUCCUUUCCAAGGACCUGAUGUCGGUGGCCGGCGACGCGCUCAAGGCCAACAUCACAGCCCUUGGCCCGCUCGUGCUCCCCUUCUUCGAGCAGCUGCGCUUCGUCGCCAACAAGAUGGUGCUCGAGCUUGCCCGGCGAGCCGGCGUGAAGCCUUACCUCCCUGACUUCCGCAAGGCCUCACUGCGCUUCGUCGGCGUGAAGCCGUACGUCCCUGACUUUCACAAGGCGUUCCAGCACGUGUGCAUCCACGCCGGGGGGCGUGCAGUCGUCGACAAGGUCCAGUCGAGCCUCGGGUUGUCGGACGAGCAUGUGGAGCCAUCUCGCAUGACGCUUCACCGGUUCGGGAACACGUCCAGCAGCUCGGUGUGGUACGAGAUGGCAUACGUCGAGGCCAAGGGCCGAUUGCGGAAGGGCGACCGUGUCUGGAUGGUUGGGCUCGGAGCGGGGGUCAAGUGCAACAGCGCCGUCUGGGAAUGCAUCCGUCCCGCAGCCGAGCCAGACAAGGCGUGGGCCGGAUGCAUACGUCGCUACCCAGUAAACAUUCCUGGUCUCAACGUCAAUGCGGCAGCUCAAAAUGACCCCAUAAUUGCAGUGUAG